Messenger RNA from Polyodon spathula (Mississippi paddlefish), 1172 nucleotides. It is a transcript of the gene paqr6, whose product is annotated as progestin and adipoQ receptor family member VI. The annotation marks the transcript as partial. The transcript has 7 exons. Gene Ontology annotation, cellular component: membrane. Gene Ontology annotation, molecular function: signaling receptor activity. Lineage: Eukaryota; Metazoa; Chordata; Actinopteri; Acipenseriformes; Polyodontidae. The record is from RefSeq and is a predicted model, not a curated record.
AUUCUUAUUAAACAAGGGCCUCUUUUUAGUUUGUGACCAAUGGGAGAACUUCUCAAGACCAGGAGGCAGGAUUUGGAAGUACCCUGCCUCUGCUCUUGCCAAGAAAUGCGAAGCCAGAACACACUCUGAGAGCGCAGCAGGCGCGGUGGCGAUGGCGCAGCAAACUGUGGGCAAAGCACCCACCAGAGGGGCUCCGGUAUGAAUAAACACGCUCCCCACGUCUGGAAAAGAAACUCUCAGGUCUGCGUCGCCUCGCAGGGUGAGCGGGGGCGCUCUGCAAUGGAGGGGGGGAGACGGUGAGUCCUGAAGCCACCCCUCUCCUCUCCUUUCUCUUUUGUUCUUCCCUGGGAGAGACAACAUGCUGAGUGUUAAACUGCCCCAAGUGUUCCACAUUCACCAAGUACCACGAGUUUUCCAGGAGGAUGGGAUUAUUUCAGGAUAUCGCCACCCCCGUAGCUCUGCCCUGGACUGCAUCCUCAGCAGCUUCCAGAUGACCAAUGAGACGGUCAAUAUCUGGACCCACUUCCUUCCAACCUGGUAUUUCCUGUGGCAGUUCUGUGUCUUGUGCUCCACGCUGGAUUUCUGGAGUGAGUGCUACUCCUGGCCCCUGCUGGUGUACAUGCUGCUCAUCUGCCUGUACCCGUUCACCUCGAGCUGCGCUCACACCUUCAGCUCCAUGUCAGCGGAGGCGCGGCACGUCUGCUACUUCUUCGACUACGGAGCGCUCAGCCUCUACAGCCUGGGCUGUGCGAUCACCUAUGGUGCCUAUGUGAUGCCAGAUUGCUGGAUCAACAGCGUGUUUCAUCACUGCUUCGUUCCUGUAGCCGUGUUGAACACCCUUGUGUGCACAGCACUGUCCUGCUACUCAAGAUUUCCUGAACUGGAGUUUCCACGCUGGAGUAAGAUUCUAAGGACAGCGGCGUUCGUUUACCCCUUUGUUUUCGACAACAUUCCUCUUUUUUACCGGUUGCUGCUGUGUUCAGGGGAAGGCUGCACUCACAAUGAAGCUGUCUCCAGUCACUGCUAUCACCUCAUCUUUGCUUUCCUCACCUGCUUUCUGUUCGCAUCACACUUACCCGAGAGGCUGGCUCCAGGCAGAUUCGACUACAUCGGUGAGGCUGCCUGUCUGUCUGUGUGCAUGUUCUCCUGUCUGCGUGGGACCCUGUCUGUCU